Messenger RNA from Durusdinium trenchii, 1249 nucleotides. The record is from the annotation of a GenBank genome assembly. Lineage: Eukaryota; Dinophyceae; Suessiales; Symbiodiniaceae.
CUCUCCAAGAACAGUUUGCCAUGUCCUACCUGACCCUUGCCGUGCUGCUGCACUGGGCCACCGCUGCAAUUGCUCCCGCGCACGCGGGCGCCAGCGCGGGCGCGCAGCGCGCGCGGCCGGUGAUCAUCAGCACCGAUCCAGGCAUCGACGAUGCCAUCGCUCUGCUCCUGGCGCUGAGCUCGCCGGAGUUGGAGCUGCGCGCCAUCGGUAUCAACUUCGGAUCGUUGAAGAACACCACGCAGCUGGCGCAGAAUGCCUUGACGGUGUUGGCGCUCGCCGGGCGGGAGGACGUGCCGGUCUAUUUGGGCGCCGAGCGCCCGCUGUCCCAGCCCUUCCAUGACCUGGGCGGCCCCAAGUUCCACGGCACGGACGGUCUCGGAGGCGCUUAUCGAGCGGCUCUUCCACCUUCACUGGCCGUGAAUCGUUCCAUGAGUGCCGCGGAGUUCAUCGUGCAUGCCUGCCGCCACGACGCGUCCCCCAAGCCGCCGCUCUUGGUGUCGCUCGCGCCCUUGACGAACGUGGCCUUGGCCUUGAACCUGGAGCCGCGGCUGCCGGAGCUGUGCCCGGACUUGUACUUGAUGGGUGGUACCGUGCUCGCCCCGGGCAACGUGGGCUUUCUCUCCGAGGCCAACGUGGCCAACGACCCGGAGGCCGCGGCGCGGGUGCUCUCGGCGGGCUUCCACACGCGCGUGGCCGGGCUGGACGUGACGAUGGCCACCUGGCUUUCACACAGCUUCCUGGCAUCGCUACAAGACCUGAAUGUCGCAGGCUCCUUCAUUUGGAACAUCACCCGCUUCUACGAGCGCGCGCACCAUGAACUGGCGGGCUUUGAGGGUGGCAUGCCACUCCAUGACCCCAGCACCUUGCUGAUGUUCCUGCAAGAGAGGAGCUACGAGCUGAAGCGUUGGCCGGUCUGGGUGGAUACCUCGCCGUUCCCCUCGGUGAGCCGCGGCCUGAUGUUGCCCGAUCGCCGCGGCGGUCCGCUGAGCCCCCCGCCGCCGCGCGACGCCACGGUGCACUUCGGCAUGUCUGUGAACGCCACCAGCGUCCGGCAGCUGCUGCGCGCGCGCAUUGCAGCCACAUCGGCGGAGUUCGAAUGACACAAGGAGGGCGGUGACGUGGGCAUCCAGGACCCGACCCGAUCAGAUCCCAAAAAGAGCGACGGAGCGCAGCGACCGGAGCGACGGCAUGCGGCGUGAGCCGCUGAGCCGCUCGCUGCGGGCAGGGGGGGGGCGGGCAGAACAGCAGC